AUGUUAGAUGAGAAAUUCGGAAUUCUCGAGGAGCAAGAUGCGGCGGACUCAAACACCUACACGCUGGGCCGAAUCGGCAAACACCACGUCGUAAUCGCCUGCCUUCCAGGAGGCCAGUACGGAACUACCUCAGCUACUACGGUCGCAAACAACAUGGUCCGCACCUUCUCCAAGUCGCUCCGAAUCGGAUUGAUGGUCGGUAUCGGGGGUGGAGUUCCUUUCGCUGCUCAUGACAUCCGCCUUGGCGAUAUCGUGAUUAGUUAUCCGCAAGGCACUUGUGGCGAGGUGAUUCAAUACGACAUGGGAAAGGUUAUUGCAGGCGGUGAAUUUGAACGAACUGGGUCGCUUAAUAGUCCCCCGAGAGCACUAUUGACCGUAGUUGGUACGAUGAGAGCUGCCCGAGUCAUCGACACUCAGGACAUCGUGAAAGCAUGA
Messenger RNA from Penicillium malachiteum, 435 nucleotides. RefSeq lists its product as uncharacterized. The transcript has a single exon. Gene Ontology annotation, molecular function: catalytic activity. NCBI's taxonomy places the organism in Eukaryota, Fungi, Ascomycota, Eurotiomycetes, Eurotiales, Aspergillaceae. The coding region runs from base 1 to 435 and encodes 144 amino acids. Gene Ontology annotation, biological process: nucleoside metabolic process. The record is from RefSeq and is a predicted model, not a curated record.